Chaetomium globosum CBS 148.51 is the source of this 2286-nucleotide messenger RNA. RefSeq lists its product as uncharacterized. NCBI's taxonomy places the organism in Eukaryota, Fungi, Ascomycota, Sordariomycetes, Sordariales, Chaetomiaceae. The transcript has 2 exons. The coding region runs from base 1 to 2286 and encodes 761 amino acids. The record is from RefSeq and is a predicted model, not a curated record.
AUGGCCUCCUCACCAGCCUCAACCUCCUUCCGCACCCGCCUCCAACAACAACAACAACAACAGCAACAACAACAACUCAAUCCUCACCACCACCCCACAAAACACACCUCCCUCCCCCCCCUCCAAAUCCAAACCCACAACAUCCCCCCUCUAGAAGACACCCCCACCACCAGCGCCAGCCCAUGGCCCACCCACCACCGCCACAGCGCCAGCCUCACAACCAGCGCCAUGACCCUCAGCGCGGGCGCCGUCUCGCCCUCCUCCGACCGCCUGCGCCUGCGCCACGCCCAGCACCGCCAGUCCCUGCUGGGCCAGCACCCCGCUAGUGCGCACCCUUCCAGUGCGAGUGCGAGUGCCGGUGGGAGUGGGGGUGGGCAUGCGUAUUCGUACUCGGCGGGGAGCGCGGUGGGUGGUGGUGGUGGUGGUGGUGGUGGUGCGCGCCCGCCGCUGUCGCCGAGGGGUGAGGGAAAUGGGAGGGGGGAGGGGGAGGGGAGCAGAAUGGAUGGCGCUGUGAGGACGGUGGCGGGGGUGAUGAGGGUGGAGAAGCCUUCGUUGAGGCUCGUUGAUAGUGGUGGGAGUGGUGAGGGGGGGGAUUGGGAGGAUGAAGAUGCUGCUGGGUUUGAGUGGGGGUAUAGGAGCCGCGGUGUCGAUGGGCAUCGUGCAAGGGGUGGGGGAUUUGCUACGGCUGGGAGGGGCGGCGGCGGCGUGGGGACUUCCUCGAGCAGAUAUGCUCUGCGUAGACCGAGGAGUACCGCCGGCUGGGUACGCUCGUCGGCUGCUUCUAUUGCUGCGCCUACUACUUCUAGUGGUGCGAAUGGCCAGCCGCAACAAAGGACCGGGGUGGUCAAGAAGACGAGCUUCCUCGCUCCUCUGUGGGAUGGGGUUCGCGAGAAGCUGAACCUGAGCAAGUCGAAAUCGUCGGGAAGUAUCGGGAGGGUUGUUAACUCGGUUGUUGGCGGCGGUGGUGCGGACAAGAAGAUCGACCGCGAGAAGGAAAAGGCCCGGCUUAUGGGCAUCGAGGAGAAGGAGAAGGUCGCUUCACCACCGCCGCCGCCUGGGCCAGCGUACCCCAGCCGGGAGGAGGUUAUGGAGAGCUACAAGAACCUCGUCGCGUCGGGCUUCUUUGAGGCGCAUGCCAUCCGGGGCGGAAGACACCCCUUACGGUCCGGCGGCGCUGCGGGCAAAGCCUUUGCUGAGCACAUGGUUAUCCCGGAAACAUCGCCAGCGCCGAGCCGGAAAUCCUUCUCGGAACACAUGGCCGAGGCUGAAGCUGCCGCCUCGUCGCCGGCCAGGUCCUUCGCCGACCACAUGGCCGCGCAACAACCGCCGGCCCCACCCCUCUCGUCGCCAAUACGGAAAAGCAUGGCCCCUCCUGCACCUCCUCCCAGGGGCUCGUCCCAAAAAAAGUCUGACCUCCUAUCCUCUCCACAGCGCGGUACCAAGCGGGGCGCGUCCAUGGACCUUGCCACCGACGCCGAGGUGGUUACCCGUAAGCUCGUCAAGAAGCUGCGCCACUCAGCCUCGCGUCUAUCGGUGGAGUUGACGGGUGUUAGAGACAACUACUACUCCAACUAUGGCACGCUCAAGGCCCGCCCGUCCACCUCCUGCGGUGCCCCCGGCCCGCUCUCCCCCACAUCCUCCGUCUUCAGCGGCAUCACCUCCCCGCCGUCGACCAGGGCCUCCAUGGACGGCAUCAGGUCGCCCAGGUACGGCAAACUCACCAAACCCAAAGACGGCCGCCGCCGCCGCAUCCUAGGCCUCAGCCGCCGGAACCGCUCCCCAGUACGAGCGUCAGCGCCAGUGACCAGCGCCCCUGCCGCGGCGGACCCGGACGCCAUGGUGAUCGACGAGCCGGAGCAGGCCACCGCCACACAGGCUCAGCCCGCUGCCGUUGCCGCCAUCGCCACCAUGGCUAGUCCCAAACCUCACAGAAACAUCACCCCGCCGCCCGCCUCCUUCCGCACCAAUCACCCACGCAGUCUGCGCAGCAGCGACACCUCGAGCAGCGCCGUAUCCCCGCAGCACGAGCCGCUGAGCGUGGUGCCCGACCCGAACCAGGGCAUCCCCUUUGUGCCGCGCAUCCCGCGUGAGUUUUGCGAUGCCAUGACCGCCUUGGUGCCGCCGGCUGCGGCUGCGGCUGCGGCGGCGCGCGGUGCGGUGGUGGUGGUCGCGGGCGAGGGGAAGGAGAAGAAGGGGGAGGAGACAGGGGAGGACGGGAAGGGGAAGCCGAUCAACCGCGACUCGGGGCUUGGUGAGGAUGUUGAGAAUAUCCCGGAUUGGGGGUAA